This is a messenger RNA of Diabrotica virgifera virgifera (western corn rootworm), 862 nucleotides long. RefSeq lists its product as uncharacterized. NCBI's taxonomy places the organism in Eukaryota, Metazoa, Arthropoda, Insecta, Coleoptera, Chrysomelidae. The record is from RefSeq and is a predicted model, not a curated record. Bases 109 to 846 code for a protein of 245 amino acids. The transcript is spliced from 3 exons.
UGUGGUAAUGUCAUUAUGAUAAAUCCUAAUGUCAAUCUAAUUUUGUUAAGAUUUAAGUAAAAUUCAAAAUUCGAAUAUAUUAGUGUCCUUUUAAAAUAUAUUUUAAAAAUGGAGGACGACGACAUUACAAGUGAUGAAGAACAACGUGUUAGAGAACGUAUCCGCAAGGAAGCUGUGAAUAAUAGAGGCAAAAUUACAUGCAGAACUCGGAUUGAUACACUGUCCUCGCCCGGUAAAAGAGCUAUUUUAGAUUUGUAUCAGAAACAUGCUUAUCAUUUCCCAAGGGAAAGAGUAGAGCUCAUCAAGCAAAGACUACAAGAGCUAUACGCUAUGACACCCGAGGAAACCGAGCGGUAUUUUGAAGAGAUGAGACAGCAACUACAAAAGAAGGCAAUGAGAGAUAAGCUGAAGAAAGCACUUAAGAAGAGAUAUAUGAAAGAGAAGCGCCGGGAAAAGCAAGCAGCCGCUUAUUGUUUUGUUGAUCAAUUGUUUCGAAGCGCCAUGAAUUUUGCAGUAAAGAAUCCCGUGCCACCGUUGGUAUCUAUACGGCUGCGUCACUUAUCAGAUAUUAUUUUAGAGCAACUUUGCGACCUACGAAACAUAUCCCGUCCAUCAAGAGAUGAACCAGACCAACAAGGAGCUUUUAUGAUCACCGUAGCUGACUGGUUUGCUAUAGCCGUAGAACAUGUUUAUUAUCUAGUUCAGUUAAAGAAAAAUCAAGAACUAGAAGAGAUAGAAAAACAAAAAGAAAUGGAAAGAGGCGAAAAAUCUUCUUCCUCGGCAACAAAAUCUUCAUCAUUACUAAUGACAGUAGAGCCUUUUGAACAUGAAGAGUUAUUCGAAUAAAACAUAAUAAAAAAUA